UGUUAUCAGUUGAACAUAGUCUACGGUAGCAGAGAUAUCGCUUAGGUGUUCAUAUACGAGUAUUGAGUAAAUACUAGUACCAUGGGCUCCUCAGCGGUUCAAAGUGAUAUCAAAAUAUUAUUUUAUAUUGUGAACUCACUCAUCGGGUUGGUUCCCGGAUUUUUGACGUUUUGUUACGGCGUGGCGUUUGGUGUGAACUUCGGGAUGCAAUUCGGACCGUUCCCUUUAGUUCUAAUACUCGCUGGAGUCAUAGUUCUUGGCGCGACCGCGCUGGGUUACUUUGGGGCUAUCAAAGACCAUAGAAUAACACUUUACAUUUAUUCCGGUCUUUUGGCCCUAGCUGCUUUGGGUGACCUAGUGACGUAUGUGGUGAUGCAGCCGACCAACCCUCGGAGGGACCCUACGCUGUUAGCUACGCCGCUCGUGCAUCUCGGCCUUUCGUUACUGGCGCUAGGACUGGCUGUAACCCUGGCGAGGCAGGCUCGCCAACAUGUUAACUUCGAGUAAGACUUAACUUACCUCACCCUCCACACAACAUGAUAAAAAUGAUGUAAAAACAGACGGACAGAGCGUCGCCAUAAGGGUUCCUUUUGUACCUUUUUGGUACCCUAAAAAAAAUAUCAGUUCGAACAAAACUGUUGACAAUAAAAAUGAGUGAACUUGCA
This is a messenger RNA of Leguminivora glycinivorella, 665 nucleotides long. RefSeq lists its product as uncharacterized. The record is from RefSeq and is a predicted model, not a curated record. The transcript has 4 exons. NCBI's taxonomy places the organism in Eukaryota, Metazoa, Arthropoda, Insecta, Lepidoptera, Tortricidae. Bases 82 to 507 code for a protein of 141 amino acids.